Molecule: messenger RNA, 1491 nt
Organism: Penicillium cosmopolitanum
Lineage: Eukaryota; Fungi; Ascomycota; Eurotiomycetes; Eurotiales; Aspergillaceae
Product: MFS general substrate transporter
Exons: 6
Coding region: 1-1491 (496 amino acids)
Biological process (GO): transmembrane transport
Cellular component (GO): membrane
Molecular function (GO): transmembrane transporter activity
Source: RefSeq, a predicted model, not a curated record
AUGCCGGAAAAUAACGUGGCUGCUGAUCCCUCCGGGGAUCUCGACGCAAAUGCCAUUGAAAAGAACAUAUUCGUCGAUACGACCAACCUUCGAUAUGAAGCGACGCCAAUCGAUCCGGAGAUUGAGAAAAAAGUAUUGAGGAAGAUAGAUUUGUUUCUCAUGCCUGCAAUGGUGAUUGGCUAUGGUUUAGUCUACUAUGAUAAAACCUUCAACUCUCUGUCAUCGAUACCUCCGUCAACCCCCCCUAUAACCGACACUUCUAGACUGAGCUGGGCAACUUCUAUUUUCUAUUUUGGCCAAUUGGUAGGCUCGUAUCCUCUGACAUACAUGCUGCAAUACUUCAACACAAGAUAUGUUCUUGGCCCAACAGUUCUAUUGUGGGGGAUCACAUGUGCCGCCACAGCAGGUGUCACUACUUGGCAAGGCCUUUUUGCACAGAGAUUUUUUCUAGGUUUCGCCGAAUCAAUUAUUCCGACCUGUUUCAUGGUAACAGUCAGUGGUUUUUAUACCCAGUCAGAGCAGGCCCUACGGCAAAGCUGGUGGUGGUCAGGAACUGCCUGGUUCACCAUUAUAGGGAGCGCCAUUAGUUAUGGGUUCGCUCAAGUGGAAGGCUCAUUGCAUCCGUGGCAGUAUGUCUUCAUUCUUGCUGGAGCGUUGACGUUCCUUUUCGGAAUUUGGUGUUUCUUCCUCCCAACUUCGCCUGUUAAUGCAUGGUUCUUGGACCCGGAGGAGCGAAUCGUGGCUACAGAGCGUCUAAGAACUGGUCAAACUGGAUUGAACAACAAGAAAAUCAAAUUAUCACAAGUCAAGGAAUCCGUGUUGGACAUCAAGCUUUGGCUGAUAUGCAUAACGAUGAUCUCUGCAUACACCGUGAACGGUGCGGUAUCCGGCUUUGGCCCACUGAUCGUGUCAACGUUCGGAUAUUCUACCUUGGAAAGCAUUCUCUUCCAAUUUCCCCUGGGUGGUAUAGCAGGAAUAGGAAUUAUUGGCACCGGUUGGCUAUGCUCCAAGUAUCGCAAUAUCAGAGUACUGUCCUUGGUUAUAUGCUGCCUGCCAGUAAUAGCCGGAUUCAUCAUGAUCUGGAAAUCAGAUUGGGGUUACAAACCGGCUGUACCAGUCGCCGGUUAUUCACUGCUUGGGUUUUUCGGCCCCGUUGUGGCUCUCACCAUUUCGCUCGGAGCUGGAAAUGUUGCAGGUAGUACAAAGCGCAGCUUCACGGCAUCGGCUAUAUUUGUGGCUUAUUGCGUGGGCAACAUUAUUGGUCCCCAGUUGAUACGCAGUCAGACUAAGGAUCGGCAUUACCCAGAGCUUUGGACCGGUUUGAUUAUUUGCUACUGCAUCACAAUAACGUCUGCAUCUCUUCUCUAUGUUCUUUGCUCGCGCGAAAAUAAACGUCGGGAGUCGCUUGCUUUGACAGAGUCCGAGCGGGUGCGAUUAGGAUUUGAGGAUUUGACGGACAAAGAAAAUGUUUAUUUCCGAUAUGUGUACUAG